Molecule: messenger RNA, 4500 nt
Organism: Sarcophilus harrisii (Tasmanian devil)
Lineage: Eukaryota; Metazoa; Chordata; Mammalia; Dasyuromorphia; Dasyuridae
Gene: AFG3L2
Product: AFG3 like matrix AAA peptidase subunit 2
Exons: 17
Coding region: 185-2617 (810 amino acids)
Biological process (GO): protein-containing complex assembly; mitochondrial protein processing
Cellular component (GO): m-AAA complex; membrane
Molecular function (GO): zinc ion binding; ATP-dependent peptidase activity; ATP binding
Source: RefSeq, a predicted model, not a curated record
GUGAUUCGAGAAUAGUGAAACUACCUUAUCUGCGCGCGACAGAGAAGGGAGGACGACGGAGGCCGUAAAGUGUUUGUUUAUUCCUCCAGGCUGACUCCGGGAGCGGCUGACCAGCUAACAGGUAGCCGGGCGCGGGGUCCCGGUGACCCAGGGCGCCUGCGUCGGCCUGGCCCCCGCGGCGGUCAUGGCGCACCGCUACCUGCUGCUCUCCCGCCGGGGCUGCUGCUGGUCCCGUGGUUUUCCUCUGUUCCCGCGGCAGCCGCCGCCCCCCGUGCUCCUCCUUCCUGGAGGCGGCAAGGGGACCUGCCUCCGGACGCUCUAUCGAUAUGCUGCUACUCAGAUGACUCCCAGUAGAAAUUCUCUUUUGACAGAUGUGAUUACUGUUUAUCGAAGAUUCUGUGCUAGACCUCCAAAAGGAUUUGAAAAAUACUUUCCUAAUGCAAAGAACAAAAAGAAAGCUGAAUCUAAAGAGCCUGCGCAAGAAACAAAAGAAGCAAAGCCAUCUAGUACACAGCGUCCCUCUGGAGGAGGAGGAGGUGGAAAACGAGGUGGCAAGAGAGAUGACUCUCAUUGGUUGUCCAGGUUUCAGAAGGGAGACAUUCCAUGGGAUGACAAGGAGUUCAGAAUGUACUUUGUUUGGAGUUUUCUUUCUUGGGCAGUUAUCAUGUUUUACUUUUUCUUCAAGAAUUCUGGGAGAGAAAUCACUUGGAAGGACUUUGUUAAUAAUUAUCUUUCCAAAGGAGUGGUGGACAGGCUAGAAGUAGUGAACAAGCGUUUUGUUCGAGUGACUUUUACACCAGGAAAAACUCCUGUUGAUGGGCAAUAUGUCUGGUUUAAUAUUGGUAGUGUGGACACCUUCGAGCGGAAUCUGGAAACUUUACAACAAGAAUUAGGCAUAGAAGGGGAGAAUCGGUUACCUGUAGUUUACAUAACCGAAAGUGAUGGCUCAUUUCUGCUAAGCAUGUUCCCAACAGUCCUCAUAAUUGGAUUUUUACUAUAUACUCUAAGAAGAGGGCCUGCUGGUAUGGGUCGGACAGGCCGGGGUAUGGGAGGUCUCUUCAGUGUAGGAGAAACCACUGCCAAGGUCUUAAAGGAUGAAAUGGAUGUAAAAUUCAAAGAUGUGGCUGGCUGUGAGGAGGCCAAAUUAGAGAUAAUGGAAUUUGUGAAUUUCUUGAAAAAUCCAAAGCAGUAUCAAGACCUAGGAGCAAAAAUUCCAAAGGGUGCCAUUCUAACUGGUCCUCCAGGUACUGGAAAAACACUUCUAGCCAAAGCAACAGCCGGAGAAGCCAAUGUCCCUUUCAUUACAGUAAAUGGCUCUGAGUUUUUGGAGAUGUUUGUUGGUGUGGGUCCAGCUAGAGUCCGUGACUUAUUUUCUGUUGCUCGUAAAAAUGCCCCUUGCAUUCUCUUCAUUGAUGAAAUAGAUGCAGUGGGUAGGAAGAGAGGACGAGGCAACUUUGGAGGCCAAAGUGAACAGGAAAAUACACUUAAUCAACUUCUUGUAGAAAUGGAUGGUUUUAAUACAACAACAAAUGUAGUCAUUUUGGCAGGCACCAAUAGACCAGAUAUCCUAGAUCCUGCAUUAAUGAGGCCAGGGCGCUUUGAUAGACAAAUCUUUAUUGGGCCACCAGAUAUAAAAGGAAGAGCAUCCAUUUUCAAAGUUCAUCUCAGACCAUUAAAACUAGAAGUUGAAUUGGAUAAAGAGAAAUUGGCAAGAAAACUGGCAUCCUUAACUCCAGGAUUUUCAGGAGCUGAUAUUGCUAAUGUCUGUAAUGAAGCUGCUUUGAUAGCUGCACGACACCUUUCAGAUGCCAUCAAUCAAAUUCACUUUGAACAAGCAAUUGAACGAGUGAUUGGGGGUUUGGAAAAAAAAACUCAGGUUUUACAGCCAGAGGAGAAAAAGACAGUAGCAUAUCACGAAGCAGGACAUGCAGUUGCAGGCUGGUUUCUGGAACAUGCGGAUCCACUUUUAAAGGUAUCCAUCAUCCCACGUGGAAAAGGUUUGGGUUAUGCUCAGUAUUUACCCAAAGAGCAAUACCUUUACACCAAAGAACAGCUUUUGGAUAGGAUGUGUAUGACUUUAGGAGGACGUGUGUCAGAAGAAAUCUUUUUUGGAAGAAUUACAACUGGAGCUCAAGAUGACUUGAGGAAAGUAACUCAGAGUGCAUAUGCGCAAAUUGUUCAGUUUGGUAUGAAUGAAAAAGUGGGACAGAUUUCCUUUGACCUUCCACGACAAGGAGACAUGGUAUUGGAGAAACCAUAUAGUGAAGCUACUGCAAGAUUGAUAGAUGAUGAAGUACGGAUACUUAUUAAUGAUGCUCAUAAACGAACAGUAGCUCUUCUUACAGAGAAAAAAGCUGAAGUGGAGAAGGUUGCUCUUCGUCUAUUAGAAAAAGAAGUAUUAGAUAAGUCUGAUAUGGUUGAACUUUUGGGUCCCAGACCCUUUGCCGAAAAAUCUACCUAUGAAGAUUUUGUAGAGGGCACUGGAAGCUUGGAUGAAGACACCUCUCUUCCAGAAGGACUUAAAGAUUGGAACAAAGAUCGUGAAAAGGAGAAGGAAAAAGAGGAACCACCAGAUGAUAAGACAGUAAAACAGAUCAAAGGAGUGAUGCCAUUUUAAUUUAAUUUUUGUCUUGUGUUAUCAGUUUGCACAGUACUUCAACUUUGGCUUUGUCAGAUCAAUGAAAUCCAGUGCUAAAGCAUUUUAUUAAGUUGGUCUUAACCUACUACUUACCCAAAGGUGAUAACAAAAAAGAAAGCUGUAUACAAGGCAGGCACUUUAUCUCUAAGCCUCAGAAGUCAUUGUCAAUGGGGAUGGUAUAACUUCUUGUUCACACCAAAGGAAGACUAGCAGAGGAGAAAUCAUUUAAUAAAGAUUUCAAUAGAUUUGAUUAGAAAGAUUCUUGGACUGUGCCAAGCUCUAGUCUCUUAUACCUGCGAAACAUGUGCCUAAACAUGUCAAGUAUAAUUAAUUAAUUUAUAAAACUUUGCAGUACUUGAGAGAAGUCAGUUUUUUUCCCCUCACAAAUCCACCCACCCUUAAUUCAUUCUCAUUAUCCUUCAGUGGUUCCCCUUAUACCUGCACAAGGCAGAUAGACUGUGAAAUGAAUUGAACACCUAAUGAGGAAAACAUUCUAAUUUGAUGUAAUAUUUUUUUAAAAUUCAGAUCAUUUGUUGUGUUUUAAUCAAAAGGUUUUCUACAGGGAGCUGUAAGAUAAUAAAAAUGUGAAUGUAUUGUGUAAAUAAGGCUUCUUUGAAACAAAAAAUAAACUAUAUACAAUGUCCUUUUUUGAACAUAGAUUUGUUUACUUUAAGAAAAUAUAUUUCUAGUAAACUUAACUCUGGGAAUGGAUGAUCUUAUUAGAAACAAUGCUUGACAUUAGCAUCCUCUCUUUUCUUCUUUAAUAAGAAAUGUUGAUAAAGCUUCUGGUGCACAUGGGAAAUUUUCUAAAUGAAACUCUGAAAUAGUCCAGUUUAUUAAUGCUUCUUAUUAAGAAUUUAUUUGUUAAUUUAUCAGUUUCAGCAGAACUUGGAAUAGCACACUAAAUCUGUUAGAUUGUCCCUUUUUUAGAGACAAAGCAUCAAGACUGGAUUAGUUCAAUUUUAACUUGCCUAUAAAUAUUCAUUUAGAUCUUAGCAUCAAGCCCAUCCUGCAAAAAGCCAUACUGUUGGAGACUUUAGUGCUGAAGGUCAAGAAAUUUUUCUAGUCCUGCAGAUUUUUUAUAAAAUGGUCAGAACUGUAAAAUUCUAAGCUCUUCUAUUAGAAUGGUUAAGUCUGGAGUAUUUCACAGUGCUUAUAAAAAGCUGUAUGUGAAACAAUUCACCAUAUCAAUUGAUAAAUCCAACAAAUUAUCACUUUUUAUGUAUUUUUAAUUAAACUUAUGUUUAUUUAAAAUUUUUAAAAUUUUCUUUCCAUGUCCUUAGUAUACAAUGAUACCUUUGAAAUUUUGUCCAAAAAAAAAAAAUCAGUGUUUUGUUUUUUCCCAACCUUUUGAAAUCAUAGGAAGAGACCUUCUGUGGAAUCUCUGGCAAGGCAUUUGGGCUUGACAGUAAAUCUGAAGUAAACAAGUAUAUAUAGUAUAACUACUUGCCCAAGAAAUGUCUGGGGAGGUCUUGUGGAUGCUUGGAGUUCCAUGAACCAACAUGAAAAUCACCACUAGUCUAGUAAAUAUAGCAGGAAAAACAGUGUGAAAUCCCGAAUUUAUUUUCAGUUCUUCAUUAUACAGUUUCUCUGAACCUCACUUUCAUUGCUUGUGAAACAAAGGGAUAUAGCAGAAAGUGUAAUGGAUUUUUAAGAGAACCUGGGUUUGAACUAUGAUUUUCUAUUUAUUGUUUGAGCUUCAGAUUCCUCUGUAAAAUGAGGGAGUUGAACUAGAUAAUGUAGAUUCCUUCUGUUAUAGACCAGAUUAAGGGCUUGGAAACUAUAGUUUUCAGGCUAAAUCCAACCUGCCAUCUGUUUUUGUACAUCUUAUAAUACAAUAAAGUCUUAGCUCUUGGACUGUG